Messenger RNA from Aspergillus nomiae NRRL 13137, 1587 nucleotides. Its product is annotated as putative nucleolin protein Nsr1. The transcript has 3 exons. The coding region runs from base 1 to 1587 and encodes 528 amino acids. Gene Ontology annotation, molecular function: mRNA binding. Lineage: Eukaryota; Fungi; Ascomycota; Eurotiomycetes; Eurotiales; Aspergillaceae. The record is from RefSeq and is a predicted model, not a curated record.
AUGUCCAAGACUAAGUCCGUUACCAAGAAGGGUGCUGAGAAGCCCGUUGACAAGACCUUGAGCAAGGUCAAGGACUCCGGUGUCUCCAAGGCUUCCCAGUCUCCCAAGGCCAAGAGCAAGCAGAUUGCUCGCGAGGUCGCCUCCAAGGGCGAGAAGUCUAAGCGCAAGAAGAAGGAGCCUACUCCCAGCAGCAGCUCUGAGUCUGACAGCGAUGAGGAGAUGGAGUCUUCCAGCUCCAGCAGCGAGAGUGAGAGUGAGGAGGAGAAGCCUGCCAAGGAGGUGAAGAAGGCCGACAAGAAGAAGGCCGCUGAGUCCUCUUCCGAAUCUUCCUCUGAAUCGGAGUCCGACUCUGACAGUGACGAAGAGAUGGAGGACGCUUCCAGCAGUGAGAGCGAGGAGGAGAAGCCCGCUAAGAAGGAUUCCAAGAAGGAGUCUAAGAAGGCUAAGGACUCCUCCGACUCUUCCGACUCUUCUGAGUCUGAGUCUGAGUCUGAGGACGAGAAGCCCGCUAAGAAGGAGGUCAAGAAGGUUGAGAAGGCUGCCGAGUCCUCCGACUCCUCCGACUCCUCCUCCGAUGAGGAAGAGGCUCCCAAGAAGGCUGCUAAGGAGGCUAGUGACAGCGACUCUUCCGAGUCCGAGUCCGAGUCUGACAGCGAGGAGGCUCCCAAGAAGGCUGAGAAGUCUUCCGAUUCCAGUGACUCUGACUCGUCCGACUCCGACUCUUCUGAAUCUGAGUCUGAAGACUCUUCCAAGGACUCCAAGAAGCGCAAGGCUGAGGAUGAUGUCUCUGCCACUCCCAAGAAGACCAAGACUGAAGAGCCUGCUGCCGGCGCGUCGGCCAACCUCUUCGUUGGAAACCUCUCCUGGAACGUGGAUGAGGCCUGGCUCCAGAGUGAGUUCGAGGAAUUCGGUGAGCUGUCUGGCGUUCGUAUCAUGACCGAGCGCGACACUGGCCGCUCUCGCGGAUUCGGUUAUGUCGAAUAUGCCAACGCUGUUGACGCCGCUAAGGCUUUCGCAGCCAAGAAGGACACCGAAAUCGACGGUCGCAAGAUCAACCUUGACUACGCUACCGGACGCCCCGCCAACCGGGACCAGGGUGGGUUCCAGGACCGGGCUCAGGCUCGUGCCCGUUCCUUCGGUGAUCAGGCCAGCCCCGAGAGCGACACUCUCUUCGUCGGCAACAUCCCCUUCAGUGCUAACGAGGACUCUCUGCACGAGGUGUUCGGUCAGAAGGGAAGCAUCAUGGGCAUCCGCCUGCCGACCGACCCCGAGUCUGGCCGCCCCAAGGGCUUCGGAUACGUCCAGUUUUCGUCGGUUGAGGAAGCUCGCGAGGCCUUCAACGAGCUGAACGGUGCCGAGAUCGAUGGCCGCCCUGUUCGCCUGGACUUCAGCACUCCCCGUGCCAACAACGGCGGCGGCGGUGGCGGCGGUGGCCGUGGCCGUGGCGGCUUUGGCGGACGUGGUGGUGGUGGUCCCCGUGGUGGUGGCCGCGGUGGUCGUGGCGGCUUUGGCGGACGCGGUGGUGGUCCCCCCAACAAGGCCCGUGGUGGUAUCCCCGAGUACAAGGGUACCAAGGUCACCUUCUAA